AUGUGUCAGUACUAUCAAUGGACCUGCUCAUGCUGUAUCUCAGUCAACGAGUGUGUGGUGCAAUGUGCAACUGCGGCGGUCAAUUUGCAGAAGUGUUUACGAUACGGAGACUGCUUACCUCUGCCACAAGAUGCACCUCCUUUGCGAUGCGUCCACUGCCAUCGAAUGAACAAGGCUGUCUAUCCAACUGCCUACCAGAAUCCAGCCAAGGGACCGCAAUACCCUCAACACGACGCUCGACCUCAAGCCAAGAAGCCGUUUCAAGGCGCCGGGGAUCCUCAAAUCGCGACAAUGAUAGCAUUCUAUGACAAACGACGGUCCGAAGUUUUCGCAGCAGCAAGAAAAAGCCCUUCUGAUGCCGAAUUGUCAGGCAAGAACGCAGCUUGGGAGCAAGCUUGGGAUGAGCUUCGAAACAGGAUGGUUGGGGAUGACUCCCUUUCCACCAAGACGCACGGUCAAGCACGAGACCAACCGUCAAAUGGGUGUUCUAACAAUGGCCGUCCCAGUGAGAAUGGACAAAAUCGCGGCUAG
Zasmidium cellare ATCC 36951 is the source of this 531-nucleotide messenger RNA. RefSeq lists its product as uncharacterized. The record is from RefSeq and is a predicted model, not a curated record. The transcript has a single exon. Bases 1 to 531 code for a protein of 176 amino acids. Lineage: Eukaryota; Fungi; Ascomycota; Dothideomycetes; Mycosphaerellales; Mycosphaerellaceae.